AUUUUAUAAUUAUAUUACAACUUAAAAAAAUUUUAAUGAAUUUGAAAGUGUUUAUUAGAUAAGAUGCAGAACUCACAAUACUUUUAUGACGGUAUCGAUUCCUAUCUGUACAGUUUGGUACACUACUCAGGUACUCGUUCCAAUAACAUUGGUAUUAAUCCCAAUAACUUUGGUAUUAAUCCCAAUAACUUUGGUAUUAAUCCCAAUAACUUUGGUAUUAAUCCCAAUAACUUUGGUAUUAAUCCCAAUAACAUUGGUGUUAAUCCCAAUAACAAUGGUACUCAUCCCAAUAACAUUGGUACUCGUCCCAACAACGCAGGAAAUUAUCAACAACCCUACCGAAAUACUAACAACGAAACACAAUACCACACUAACCUCAAUAAUCGAAAUAAUGAUUAUGUUCGUCAAAAUAUUGCCGUAAAUCGAUAUAACAAUUUCAAUAGUUAUGAUAAUCGUUACAAUAACUUCGAAAAUGAACAAGUGUUAAAUAACAGAUAUUAUAAUAACCAACACUUUAUCCCAAGAGUACAACAACAACAUUCAAGACAACGGUUGGAAAAUCCAUAUUAUAAUCCAAAUCACUGGAAUCGUUAUCCACAAAAUAAUAAUUAUGCACGUCCACAAGUACAAACACAAUCCCAUAGGGGAUUCCAGGCUCCACCACGAUCACGCCCUAAUCGACAAUUAUCACGAGUAAUGCCUCUAGAAAAUGUACAACAAAUUCCCGGAAACAAUGAGCUGAUGUUCGAUUCCCCACAAAAAAUAGUGCCUUUAAAUCCAAAUAAUGCUUUAUUCACAGAGAAUGAAGCAAAUCAACGAACUGAUACCCAAAAUCAAAUAACUGAAACCUCUGAUCUUUUUCAAAUCGACACACAAGCCGAUUUAUCAAACUUAGAAAAAACUCGCUUAGAUGAAGAUUUACCACAGCCACCAGAGUCUGCUUCGGCAGAUACGAAUGUCGUACAACCACCUGAGUCUACUUCGACAGACACGAAUGUUGUUCAAGGAAUUAUCUCUGCGUUCUCUAAUGCACCACAAGAGAAUACUCAAAUUCAACCUGACCCUGACGCAAUACAUGAAGAGCCUCAAACUGCAUUCAAUGUAACGAGUAAGGAACCUCAAUUUAACUCUAACUCCAUGCGUAAGCCAAAUCAAAAAGCGAAAAGGAAUAAAAAUAAAAAGAAUAAGAAAGAUGAAUCAAAAUAUUAUCAAAAUUUUAUUUCACAUUUAAAAGAGAAAGACAAUGUUAUUAAAGAACUACCGAAAGAAGUGGCGAAUACGAUUAUUUGUUUGGAUAGUGAACCCGAAGAUGAAGAUGAUGAUGUCAUUGAAAUACCUAGGAGUCCAAUACCAAUGAUUUGUCUGGAAGAUAGUGAUGCUGAAAUCGAUCAAUCAGUGAAAAAAGUUAAAGAUUUGGAAACACCUGAAUGUCCAGAAAUAGAAUCUAAUGUAGAGGAAAAUAAACUGGACAUACCUAGUAUUCAAAAAAUUAAUACAUCAUCGAAAGAGGUUGGAGAUAAUCCUACUUCGACAUCCAAAAGUAAAAAGCGUCAAAAAAGGAAACGAGAAAAUGUUGAGACUUCAGAAAAUAUUGAAGGAAUAGAAAAUCAGGAAUUACAGACUUCAACAGCUCCAGAAGAUGACUCUAAUUUAGAACAAAAUACUACAGAUAUUGAAAUCAAUCCAACAUCCAAAAAUAAAAUACGCCGAAAAAGGAAACGAGAAAAUGUUGAUACAUCAGAAAAUAUUGAAGGAAGCGAAGGUCAAGAACUACAAACUUCACCAAUCUCAGAAGAUGACUCUAAAUUAGAACAAAAUACUACAGACAUUGAAACCAAUCGAACAUCCAAACGUAAAAAACGCGAGAAAAGGAAACGGGAAAAUUUGAAAAAUGUUGUGAAUGAGAUUCAAAAUGAAGCUGACACAUCGGUAAAUAUUGGAGAAGAUAUUCAGAAAUUACAAGCUUCAAUACUUCAAAAAGUACUUAAUUCGGUGCAAAAUACAUCAACAUCCAAAAAUAAAAAACGCCAAAGAAAAAAACGUGACUGUCUGGAAAAUGUUGAGAAUGAGCUUAAAAUCGAACCAAGGCCUGACCAAAGUAAUACAGAUAUUCCCAUGGAAAAUAUCUCUACCUCAAUGAAAGGAGUUGACAUUAGUUCAAAACCUAGUAGUAAAAAACGUCUAAAAAAGAAACGUCACCGACAAGAUAUUGAAAAUAGUGAAGAUAACGAAUCGACCAUACAAGAGAACUGUGAAACAAGUAAAGAAAUCCCAAAAAAAUUAACAAUGGAAAAUACAAAAGAAAUUUCUGUUCAAAGUACACCAACAAAAAAUAUUGAGUUUGCAACCCCGAAAAGUAAAAAACGUAACAGAGCUCGAAAUAAAAAGAAAAAUACUUCACAAUUAUCCGAGGGCUCAGAUGAUUUUUUAUUGCAUACCACAGAUCUUGAAUCAAAUCAAUCAACCGAUUCAGUAUGCACCAAUGACACGAUCAUUUCGGCAAAUAUUUCGAAAAAAAAGAUCACAGUUCCGCAAACUCUAAUCCUAGAUAUUUACGAAACUGAGAGUAGUUGUUCUGAUGUUUUUGAAAAAGAUAAUCCUGAACAAAAUCAAGCAUCUACUUCAAAACGUUCCUUUGCCGAAUUAGAUUUAAUUCAAUUUGCGAAUAUGAUAACAACUUCACGAUCCAAGGAGAAUCAAGGAUCCGAUAGUAUUGUAUGUGCAAAAUCUAGUCAAAAUUGUAAUCAAACCACAUCAGUUUCAUUUAGUGCAGAUAAUUCUCAUCGAGUUAUUGCAACAGACACAUCAAAAUUUAAUUUCGAAGAUACGUCUUCGAGUUCAGAUGAAUCAGAAGUCGUUGAGAAAAACAAAUCACAGGAAAAAAAUUCUUUGCAAAGCACAUUUAAAAAUAGUUUAGAAUCUGACUUAUCUUAUCAAAAAUUUCUUAAUGAGAGGGGAGAAGAAUCUAGCACAGAAGAAUCUGAAAUCAUUACUAGAAUCAGGAAUCAUCUGGAAUCAGAUAAAUCAAAAAAUAUCACUAAAAGUAGUUUAUCGCAAAUAAAUGAUAAAAGUAAAUUCCAAAACAGUUUAGUGCCGUUAAAUAACGCCGAACAAGGUGACACAACCAUUGAUGUAAACUAUGAGCAAUUUAUAAAUCAAUUAGAAAAUAAAAUUCGUGAAUGUAAUGAUAAACAAAAAUAUUCUCUUAACAAAAGAAAAAAAUUAGCCCAGGAAAAAAUUCGUAAAGAUACUGAUAAUAAUAGUAAUAAUAAUAGGGAGGUUGCAAAUGAGCCCCUAGCACCUAGUAAUUCUGAAAAUUCUGAAAAUCUUUGUACUGAAAAUUCUGAAACUCUGUGUACUGAAAAUUCUGAAACCGUUUGCAAUUCAUCGAACAAUUUCAAUGAAAUAACGCAAGAACUUUCACAAUCUUCGUCCGAUAACGACAGUGAUGUCGAGUGUAUUACACCAAUCACAUCAAAAGAUAAUCCAGUAAUUUCAAUAGAUUCAGAUCAUGACUCAAUAAUAUCAGUUAACGAAAGUGAGGUAACCGAUGUUGGGGAUAUUUGUUUAAAUGUUUCUGGUGGAGAGAUAAUUGAUGUGGAAAAUAAUAAAAAUACAACAAAACAAGUAUCGAAUAGUUUAAAUGUUUCAAAAGAAGAAGAAAGGGCACUUAAUUUAAAAAUGCGAUUUCAUACAUAUUGGACUGCAGAUCGUGAAACAUUUUAUAAUCGAUCGUGGGGUGGUGAAACUUAUGAUCAUGAAGAGGAGCGUGAUUUAAUGCCAGCUUCGCUGAAGGAAUGGGCUAAUCCAAUUGAUAAAAUGCGCAUGCAUAGAAGUUUUGAAAGUAAAGUGCGGUGUCGUAAUUGUCGACAACAAGGACACAUAGCUAAAAAUUGUCCAGUACCAGUAAAACCAUGUAGUAUGUGUGGUUCUAGGCAACAUCGAGAAUUUAAGUGUAAUGAAUCGUGCUGUUUAACGUGUUUUUCGAAAUUUCGCCGUUCAUUUACUUCAAAUUGUAAACGAUGCCUUAAUUGGAGGAAUAUCUAUUGUAAAACAUGCAAUAAUAAAGGUCAUGUACAUGACCAUUGUCCAGAUUUAUGGCGUCGUUAUCAUUUAACAGUAAAACCAGGAAAAAUCAUACAACCAACGCAAAAAAAUCAAAAGAAAUCCACUAAUUGGUGUUCAAUAUGUGCCACAAGAGGUCACUCAAGUGAAAAAUGUUGUUACUAUUAUAAUAUUUCGCAAACUCCCCCAGAUUCUAUGCAAGUAAAACAUUAUUCAGAUUUAUAUGAUUAUAAUGGUGCAUCACCAAAACGUAGAAAAUAUAACGCCGGAGAAGAUAAUCAUUGGGAUAUUCAUCAAGUGAAGUUUAGUAAUCAAAAUAGUAGUUUUCUUGCAAAUGAUCAAGAAAAUUCGACUAAAACUACAACAACCACCUCGCAUAUUUUAUCUGAACCUGAAAAAAUGGAGAGAAUUCAUUUAAUUUCCAUUACAUCAACUAAAUCAGUUACAACUGAAACUGUUUCAAUUGCAACUGUACCAAAUGCAUCUGAAUAUGUUCAAUCAAUCACAAACACAUCAAAUGUCACGGAAUUAAAUGAAACUAAAUCAGUUACAACUGUACCAAUUUCACCUGAAUCAGUUUCACUGUUACCUAAAUGUGAAGUUAGCGUUCCAGAAUCAAACAAAACUGUGUCGAAUAGCGUCGAACAAAUUGCAACUAAACCAGUUGCAUUUGAAUCAAUACCAACUGCUAUUGGUUCUGGCAAUAUAUGCACUUCAGUCUCAACCGAACUGAUACAAAUUAAAACUAAAUCAAGCGAUAUUGAAGAAGCUGUACUAAAUUCAGUUAUACCUAAUCCAGUUAUUACUGAACCAAGUGUAAAUUUACCAAUUGUAACUCAAUCAGUUAUUCCGAUUGGAGCAAGUGAUCCAGUUCCUCAAAUGGGAACUACUCAACCAGUUGUAAGUUUACCAAGUCUACCUCAAUCAGUUAUUCCGAUUAGAGCAACUGAACCAGUUCCUCAAAUGGAAACUACUCAACCAGUUGCUCCAAUAAAACCAGUAAUAGUUAGGACAAAUUUAUUUGAAACAGGGUCCAUAGAAUUGAGACCAGAUAUUGCAAUUUCUAGUAUCCAAUCAAUGAAAAAGACUUCUAAUAAAAAUUUUAAUUUGGAUCUUCCAUUAAAUGGAAGGGAAGAACAGUGUGUGCAUAGAGAAAAUUUUAUUAAAACUCUUAGUAAAAGAUUUAAAGCCAGUGUUUAUAUAAAAACGAAAAAUUCAAAUAGAAUUUUACAUAUUACAGCAAGCGAACAACAUCGUCGCGAAAUUGAAAAUUGUCUCAAAGAGUUUUUAACUAUAAAGCGGCCUGAACGUAGACCAUCACAUAACUUUGAUUUUUUUAUAAAUAAAAUUCGAAAUGAUUAUCCGUUAAUAGAAGAAGUAUAUAACUUACAAGACCCAUAUGCUUUAUAUCAAACUUAUACAAAUCAACGGAUAAAGAAAAAAAACCCGGUAGAAAUUAUAAAGAAAUUAAAUGCAUUUCGUAGAAUACAUUGUCAACAGAUAUCAGUAAAAACACGUAGGUCAUUGGAUUUUUUACAUAAUAUUUAUAACGGUCAACCAGUGCCCAUAAAUUUAAGAAGUAAAAUAAAAACAGCAUACAACCAUAUUUUUAAAAAUACUAAAAUUCACGAAUUAGAUGAAGUAAUUAAUGAAUUUAAUCAACGUCGACAUAUACAACAACCGCCAAAAAUAUCAAAACAACCAACCCCAAAAAAAUCACCGACUAAAAAACAAAAAAACAAGAAACAAAAACCAAAACCAAAACCAAUACAAAAACCGACUGUAUCAUCCAGUACAAAUGAUGUGGAAUUAAUUAACUAUGCGAAUAUGUUGGAGAUGGCAACUAAUAUUCCAAAAUAUAGGAUGAUUAUAAAACGAUGUAAACAUCGAUAUGUUAUUAAUAAAGAAUUUUCGGCGAAAAAUAUACGAUCACUUAUGGCUGUAGGAGAACAAUUAAAAAUACCAUUCCACACGUGACGGUUUAUAGUCAUUGUUUUUUUAAAGUAUGAUGGUGUACACUGAGUGACAAAGAAUCUGGGAUAAAAUUUUUAAGCUGAGUGAGAUGAAUGGUAACUUCUGACGUUUUUGAACUCAAAUUUUUGGUACGAAGAUUAAAGACAUCCAUAGUUUAAUCUUUGAUCGGAAAAAUCAAAGAAGAGGGCAUAAGAAACGAAAAGCUCUCUACAAUUUUGUUCAAAUACUGUUAAGAAUCUAAUGUUUCGGAAGACUUAUAGUUUAUACCAUUAUAAAACCUAAUAUAAUGCAAUAAUAUAAUGACAGGUCCAUAAAUCUUCCUUGACGCGUUACCUACAACUGUUCUUUGGCGAUUCUCUCCAUUUGCAAAUUAAAAUCCGAACUGUGAUUUAUUAGUGAUUAAUCUCCAUAGGCGAAUUUUAUUUAUAUUAAUGUACUCAUUAAGGACUAUACGAAUCCAUGGUUUGAGAAAAUUGGAGUUAUUUCCAAUAAGGAAAGUGCACGGUCGUUUGUCGUUUCAUUUGAGUGAUAUAUAAUGCAUCUAAAGACAUAUUUUUAAAGAGGACGAAACCAUUCCUAUGCCAUAUGUUCGAUUUUUAUCAGAAUUUGGUCAAAUUGUAUACUCUCUGCUUUCAUUUUUUGUAAAAACUAAUAUGGUCAAUUCUUGGACUACAGAUAUUUUAAUAUAGUUUCUUUGGGGGCACGCCAAUUCAGUUGUUUAACAUAAUCUUAAAUUUGUCUCACUUUCUGCAUCAGUGUGUUUAGUGUUUUAAAUUUUAAUAUUAAUUGUAAAGACAUUUUUUUUUUUUUGUAAUUUAUAACUUUGAAGUCAUUUGCUUCGAAUAAAAAUGUUGAACUUUCUUUUUAUUAAUUUUUUUGAAUUGAACUAUUUAAACUUGUUGCACGAAAGACAUUGUGUUGAUCGACAAUGGAAUAAUUUUUUCU
Chrysoperla carnea is the source of this 6984-nucleotide messenger RNA. RefSeq lists its product as uncharacterized. The record is from RefSeq and is a predicted model, not a curated record. The transcript is spliced from 5 exons. NCBI's taxonomy places the organism in Eukaryota, Metazoa, Arthropoda, Insecta, Neuroptera, Chrysopidae. The coding region runs from base 64 to 6042 and encodes 1992 amino acids. Gene Ontology annotation, molecular function: zinc ion binding; nucleic acid binding.